Molecule: messenger RNA, 1782 nt
Organism: Phoenix dactylifera (date palm)
Lineage: Eukaryota; Viridiplantae; Streptophyta; Magnoliopsida; Arecales; Arecaceae
Product: protein ABSCISIC ACID-INSENSITIVE 5-like
Biological process (GO): positive regulation of DNA-templated transcription
Cellular component (GO): nucleus
Molecular function (GO): DNA-binding transcription factor activity
Source: RefSeq, a predicted model, not a curated record
CAAACACCAAAAGUACUCCCUUUGCCAACACCACAAUUCCAAGUCUUUUGUUUUCAAUUCUCGGGAAGGAAUCGUUAAAUAGCAAGCCUGGCCAAUUACUGCAAUAUCUCGUAAAUUUGUCAAAAAGGCACGAAAGGGUUGAAUAGAAACAGACGGAGUCGCGCCCUAAACUCCUCGGGUUUGCCUUUGGAAUCGUCGGUGGUUCUGCAGCAGCGAGUCACAGACGUUUCUUCCUCCUUUUCUUCACCUUUUUUUUGUUUUUUCCACCGAAACAAACUCAACUUUUUACUGCUUUUCUUGUUCUCUCUCUCUCUACUCUACGGCUCUGCAGACUGCAGUGGAAGAAGAGGAGAAGAAUCAAGGGCGUCGGCGUUGGGGAGAAGGAAGAUGACGUCGGAGGACUGGCAAAAGGGAGAAGAGAAGGAGGAGAGGGAGCUGGACCUGGUGGUCCCUCUGAUGAGGCAGUCGUCCAUCUACUCGCUGACGCUGGACGAGAUCCAGAACAAGGUGUGCGAGCCCGGCCAGACCUUCGGAUCCAUGAACAUGGACGAGUUCCUCGCCAACAUCUGGAACGUCGAGGAGGGCCAGAUCGCCAACGCCGCCGGAUCGGAGGCGCAGCCCAACGGCGGAGGGGUGCCGCCGCCGCCGCAGCGGCAGGGGUCGAUCACCAUCCCGUUGCCGCUGUGCAGGAAGACGGUGGACGAGGUGUGGGCGGAGAUCCACCGGUGCCGGAACAUCGACCGGCCGCAGCAGCACGAGAGCAACUGCGCCGCCCCUCGCCAGCCCACCCUCGGGGAGAUGACGCUCGAGGACUUCCUUAUCAAGGCCGGGGUCGUGAGGGAGGGAUACGAUCCACCUCCUCCGCCUCCUGUGCCGCUGUACGGGGUGCCGGCGGGGUACCAGGUGGUGGGGCUGGAGGGGGAGCCGGUGAACGGGCAGGUGGUAGGGGUGCAGGGGUACGGGGACCACCAGGUCGCGGGCAAUGGAAUGUACGAGGUCGUCGCCGAUGGUGGGCGAGGAUACGCGGUGAAGAACGGGUUCGGGGGAAGGGUAAGGAAUGGGUACGGGGGCACGACGGGGGCGGGGGGGUCGCCGGCGAGCCCGGGGUCGGAGGAGUGGGUGGUGGGAGGACAGGUGGACAAGUCGGGGAGGGCGGAGGGAGGCGGAGGGGGUAACAGAGGGAGGAAGAGGGCGCUGGAAAAGGUGGUGGAGCGGCGGCAGCGGAGGAUGAUCAAGAACCGCGAGUCGGCGGCCAGGUCGCGCGCCCGAAAGCAGGCAUACACAGUGGAGCUGGAGGCACAACUGAAGCAGCUCAAAGAAGAGAAUGCCCGACUGAAAGGAGAGGAGAGGAAAGUGCUGGCAUUGAAGCAGCAAUUGCUGAUGGAGUCUAUGGCCGAACGUGCAAGGGUGAAUGCCCAGAAGACUGUCCUCACGCUGAGGCGCUGCAACAGUAGCCCAUGGUAAUGGGAUCGCUAGCAAGUAGCAACUAACUCUCAGCUUCCAUGAGUCAUAUAGGAGCAGUCCGUCAUUCUGUUUUAGCUCUGUUCUGAAAAGCAGGCACUGGGAGCGAACCCACCCUAUGCGCUGAGUGGCUCCUUGGCAUGAUUGCCUCUUUUUUUUUUUUUCUGGUGUCAAUGCGUGCUUUUGUUAGAACCGCGAGCAGUAGCUGCUCUUAUACAUGAUGAAUUUGGUUUGGGUGCUUUCUUGUACAAAGAUCUGCGGGGAAAACAAUGAAUAAAGUAGUGCCAACAUGUUGUUUUCUUUGUGCAUUUGUGAGUAAUA